Oncorhynchus keta (chum salmon) is the source of this 6462-nucleotide messenger RNA. RefSeq names its product chloride channel protein 2-like. The transcript is spliced from 25 exons. The record is from RefSeq and is a predicted model, not a curated record. Lineage: Eukaryota; Metazoa; Chordata; Actinopteri; Salmoniformes; Salmonidae. Gene Ontology annotation, biological process: transmembrane transport; chloride transport. Gene Ontology annotation, molecular function: voltage-gated chloride channel activity. Gene Ontology annotation, cellular component: membrane. Bases 428 to 3172 code for a protein of 914 amino acids.
UAGUUUAUUAUUUUGUUAUUUUAUCAUUCAAUUAUAUAUUUGACUGGCAAAACGUCAAGGUGCAAGCAAGCAUUUAAAAUAUUUAGCUAACAUUCAGCGGAAUCCUGAACUUUCACUGUUCAAAAAACUCUAGAGGACAGACUGUACCAUUUGAACGAGCUAGAGGGGUGUGUCGUCCAAGCCACCAAGUUCCGCUUCUGUGUGGAUCCUGGAAGAGAUUUGGGGAUAUAAAAUCAAGGAACUCUGUUAUGCAGCACUUUUGAGUUAAUCUCGUGAAUGUCAUCAACUUCAUGACACAUUAAUUAGCCCCAUGUUCUAAUCACGCGCAAACAAGAGAGAGUACUUGUGUCUCACUGAAACCUCAAAAUAAUUCCUCACCCAGUCUCUCUGUCACUUCUACCGGUAGCGCGAGCCACACAACGCAACCAUGGCCGGCGACGAUCAGCGCGCGCUACAGUAUGAACAAACUUUGAUGUAUGGUCGCUACACACAGGAGUUGGGGGCGUAUGCUAAAGAAGAGGCAGCUCGCCUGAGGGAGGAGGGGGGUUGGAGGCGCUCGGUCAGAGAACGCUCACGCUCUCUGGAACUUUUGGAGUACGACAGGAGCCGCUGUGCCAAGUGUCGCAUCUGUACGGUGCGCUGUCAGAAGUUUCUCAUUUCUCGUGUUGGUGAAGACUGGAUCUUCCUCAUCCUCCUGGGUCUAUUCAUGGCUCUGGUCAGCUGGGUGGUUGACUUCGCUAUUGCCAUCUGUCUACAAGCACAGAAGUGGAUGUACGGAGGCCUGGAGAGUAAUGUGUUUCUCCAGUACCUAGCCUGGGUCACCUACCCUGUGGUGCUCAUCACCUUCUCAGCUGGCUUCACACAGAUACUGGCCCCACAGGCCGUAGGUUCAGGUAUCCCAGAGAUGAAGACCAUUCUGAGGGGUGUAGUGCUGAAAGAAUACCUCACCUUUAAAACCUUUGUUGCCAAAGUCAUCGGUCUCACCUGUGCCCUGGGCAGUGGCAUGCCUCUGGGCAAGGAGGGUCCGUUUGUUCACAUUGCCAGUCUGUGUGCUGCACUCCUCAGCAAAUUCAUGUCUCUGUUUGGUGGAAUCUACGAGAAUGAGUCGAGAAACAUUGAGAUGUUGGCAGCUGCCUGUGCUGUGGGGGUGGGCUGCUGUUUCGCUGCUCCUAUAGGAGGUGUGCUGUUCAGUAUUGAGGUAACGUCUACGUUCUUUGCGGUGAGGAAUUACUGGAGAGGGUUCUUCGCUGCCACCUUCAGUGCCUUCAUCUUCAGAGUCCUGGCCGUGUGGAAUAGAGACGAGGAGACCAUCACAGCUCUGUUUAAAACCAGUUUCCGUCUGGACUUCCCCUUUGACCUCCAGGAGCUCCCAGCCUUCGCUGUCAUUGGUAUUGCCAGUGGUUUUGGCGGGGCAUUGUUUGUCUACCUGAACAGAUUGAUAGUCCAGUUCAUCAGGAAACAGAAGACCAUCAACAAGUUCCUCAUGAAGAAGCGUCUGCUGUACCCAGCCCUGGUCACUCUGCUGGUGUCUACGCUAACCUUUCCCCCUGGCUUCGGACAGUUCAUGGCAGGCAAGCUUACCCAGAAGGAGUCUCUGGUGACGUUGCUAGAUAACCGGACAUGGGCCAAGCAGGGCAUAGCCGAAGGGUUUGACUACAUCGGCAACUCCCAGGCCUGGAAUCACCCCCAGGUCAACGUCUUUGUUACCCUCGUUCUCUUCAUCGUCAUGAAGUUCUGGAUGUCUGCUCUGGCUACCACCAUCCCUGUGCCCUGUGGAGCCUUCAUGCCUGUCUUCGUCAUUGGGGCAGCGUUUGGCCGUCUGGUCGGGGAGAGCAUGGCCGCCUGGUUCCCUGAUGGCAUCCACUCUGAUGGCACCAUCUACCCCAUAGUGCCAGGAGGGUAUGCCGUCGUGGGUGCGGCGGCCCUGUCUGGAGCGGUGACCCACACGGUAUCGACGGCGGUCAUUGUGUUUGAGCUGACGGGUCAGAUCAGCCACAUCCUGCCGGUGAUGAUAGCGGUGAUACUGGCCAACGCCGUGGCCCAGUCCCUCCAGCCCUCGCUAUAUGACUCCAUCAUCAGGAUCAAGAAACUACCGUACCUCCCUGAACUGGGCUGGGGACACCACGAGAAGUAUAAUAUUCGUGUGGAGGACAUCAUGAUCAGGAAUGUGAUGUACAUCACCCUCAACUGCUGCUACAGAGACCUGCAUGAUGUACUGCUGACUGGACACCUUAAGACCCUAGCCCUGCUCGAGUCCAGUGAGUCGAUGAUCCUGCUGGGUUCUAUUGAGCGUGCCCAGCUCCAGGCCCUCCUGUCCCUACAGCUGGGCCGGCCACGAAUGCUAGAGUACCUGAGAGACCGGGCUACUGCUGAGAAGAAGCGCCUGUCGAUGGUCUCCCACCCGGGCAGUGAGGAUGGCUCCCAAAGGGUUAACCAGGAGGUUCGGUUCCAGAUCUCCACAGAGGAGUCUUCCUUCAGUUCCACCCCUACCCCCUCCAUGAAGCCACUGAAGCCGGCCCUGAAGAGACCCUCUGUGGUGGACCGCCCUCCUGAUAUAUCCACAAGUCCACAGGACCACUCUGGCAACACCUUAAAGAAUCUCUUCUGUGUCAAUCCUGAGACAGAAGGCCUGGAGAACAACAAUGUCAACAUCAACAUAAAGGGCACUGCAUCGAGCUCUGCGUCAGCUGAGUUAAGGAAGCCACCCAAGCGCGUCAGGAUAUCCGUUGUGGAUGACUUCGAUGUCGAUGAUGACAUGACCAUCAGAGAGAUUGCAGAGUGGGAGGAGAACCAGCUUGACGAGCAGGUGAACUUUGACAACUGCAAGAUCGACCCCGCCCCCUUCCAACUGGUGGAGCGCACCUCACUACAUAAGACCCACACCAUCUUUUCUCUGCUGGGGUUGGACCAUGCCUACGUCACCAGCAUUGGACGACUCAUCGGAGUGGUGUCCCUCAAAGAGCUGCGGAAGGCCAUCGAGGGGUCUGUGGCAGUGAAGGGGGUGAAAGUGCGCCCCCCUCUGUCCAGUUUCCGGGACAGUGGCACCAGCGGCAGCAGCAGCAGCAAUAGCGAGAACGAAGCCACAGAGCUCCACAAGCUGUGGGACCGUCACAAAUCCAUGUCCCUCCCCCGGGAGCACCUGGCCUCCGACUCUGACGAGAAGUCCCAGUGAGGGGGAUGGGGACAGAUUUUUGGGAGAGCCCUCCUCCUGGUUGGCCUUUGGGCCCUACAAUCAGCUCUUAUGGAGGAGGGAUUGACUCACCACAGACUGGACCCUGCUCUCCACUAGGCUUGGGGGGGGGGGCACAACAGAAUAGAUCUGUGUGUUAGGGAGGGGAGAGGAGUUAAGGUGUCACUGUUUAACAAAGUUUGUCAGAACAAAAUGUAUAGAAUGUGUUUUGACUGUAAAAGGGAUUGCAUUUUCUUUUUUUUGCCAACUUUGGUAUUGGUGAGGAAAUGUUCAGUUUGUUUGCAUUUUGUAGACCUGUAAACGUUUCUGUCUGACCAGUCUUCCAUAUGCAGACGGUUCAACAGUGACAAGAAGAUAGUCUUGUGUACCGGUAUGGAUGUGAGUGUAUGUAUUGAGUGCAUGGACGCAUUGGUUGGUAUGUAUUUACACUAAGAAAGUAGCGAAACCAACCACCUGCUUUAAUUCCUUUGUGAUUUGAAUCUUCUUAUCAGACACAUUUCAGUCUUAUCAUUUCAGCAGUGUUCUAGUUUGUUCCCAUCUGUUUUAGUGACCUGGAAAUAAGUAACCUAGUGGUUAGAGCAUUGGGCCAGUAACCGAAAGGUCGCUGGUUCGAAUACCCGAGGCAACAAGGUGAAAAGUCUGUAUCUUUGAGCAACACUUAACCCUAAUUUGCUCCAGGCGUGCCGUACUACUAUGGCUGACCCGGUAAAACAACACAUUUCCCUGCAACUAUCUGGUGUGUAUGUAUGUGACAAUAAAAUGUCUUGGUUUUUUUCACCUUGCCUCUGUAGAGAGAACCACAUACUGUUCUGGUCUCACAUUGGGAGAUGUCUUCACCACUCUUUCUUUCAGUCCUCUCCCUCUACCCCUAUUAUUUUCUGUGUUACAUUAGUGCUUUAGUCUGGGUGAGAGAAUAGUCUACUCUAUGCAAACAGAUGUACAGUAUGUAUGUAGGUAUUCUGUAGAAUGGUGAAAGCAUGUGUUAACAUUUACCUCUCAGCAUGCUUCAACACACAUGCUGUGCACUCCUUUAAGAAAACACGGCCUCAAACACACACAGGUUUUAAUACGAGCCAGUCCAAGAGAAGAGGGCUUUCUCUAGAUGUGGCUCUUAAUAAGCCUGACUGAAUAUGUUGGGCUAUGGAGAGAGGAGGAGAGGAAGAAGGAGAGGGGGAAGAUGGAGAGUGAAUGGAAGAAUGGAAGCAUUUUCUGUUAUCUAAUCUGCUGUGUUAGGGAGUUUUCUUCAAUAGAAUCCAGGGUAGCUUUCUGGUUGGCCAACUUCACAUCCCCACCAUUGGUGAUAUAAGCUCCAUACUGCACAAGCCCAGUGUGCAGCUUCCAAUCAGAUCACAUACACUCCCUUAUUGAAUUGUCGGUAAAAAAAAAAAAGUAAGUAUGGCCACUACUCGUUUUCUUUCAGUCUCUCACUCGCUCAUUCCCUCUCUCUCUCUCACUGAUUGAUUAACAGGCAGGGGUCAUUUUGAGGCUUCUUUCUUCCUCCCUCCUUUGUGAUGUUUGCACUGAAAGGCCUGAUGCCUCUGAAAAGGACUGAGCAGAGUCACUUCCUGUGUCAAACACUCUUUCCACCUGCAAUGGUUGUUAUUUGGAUUUACUGUUUUCACCCAGCAAUAUCAUAAUUUCUGCUCACAUACGCAAGAUCAGAGUAUCUAACUGUGGUUAUACACAUUCAGACUCAUUACUCAUUGCCACAUUGAAUAGAGGACACACACACACGCACACUAACAUUUUCAGACUGACAUGCCCAUCCUCACACGCAGAGAGACACACUCACACACCUUGAGUGACAGCAUGGCUUUGCAUGAAAGAGUGCAUGUUGAAGGCUGUGUUUUCAUAUUGUUAGAACUAUGACCAACAGAAUAUAUGAUAAAUACACUGUUGUGUAUACAGGGUUGGAUAGGUUACUUUCUAAGUGUAACCCUGGGUGUAUAUCAUUUUAAUGGACAAUGUCAAUAUGCUGAUGGCUAUUUUGUUGAAUGUUUUUAUUCUCACUUAUUUUGCAUCUUUUCUCAUUGCAUUAGUUUUGAUCUAGGUUUGAUUGGCAUUCAUUCAUACAAUGAGCUUUAAUCAUGGCUUAUUUUGGAAAAGGAGAUGGGCUUUUUGGGGAAUGUGUGGAUUUAAGACGUUGCUAUAUGUUUACAGAUUUAACAUCAUUGCUGUACUACAUGAUUGUUAAUUUAAAAUCGAACUGAUCUACAUUGCUAUCUAUGCAACUGCAACUUCCUGCAACUCCUUUUUAGUUUUUGUUGCGUAUUGCUCUUCCCUGUCUGAUCGUUAUAAAAAGGUCCACUGUUCAAUGUUUUUCCAGCCUUGCAGCAUGUACCCAACAUUUCUACAAUGUUUAUGUAUGUCAUUUGUAUAAUGGAAGUAACACUAUAACGCUAGCAGAAUGAGACCCACUACCUGAGGUAACAGGAACAUUUAACCAACGUUUAUAGAAUGUUUAAAGGACCCAUGGGUGUUCUCGGUGGUCUGUAUGACAUCGUCAUUUCACAAGUGCCUACAUCAUCUUGGCCCCUGCAUGGUAACAGGGGUAGGAUAGGUUUUCUCUGCAAAUUAGUUUUUAAGGGAUAGAGAUGACUACCCAUGUCCCUGCAUAUAUAUAUAUAUAUACAGUGUGCAAUUACAGUGUGCAACCAUGACAACUCUCCGUUGUCAGUCCCCAAGUCCCCAAGCUUGCCAAAGGGACCAGAGAAAAUGCACGUUUCAUUUGCUUUGGUGUUUGUAUUUUUCAGAUGGGUUUUUCAUUAUUUUGCGUUUCUCUGAAGUCAUUCUAUCCUUAUUUCCAUUCUGUUCUCUAUGGCAUCAUUUACUACAAGAUAGAUAUUUUAGGGCAGGCGCAUAUUUAUUAAUAGGUAUUAAUCAAAAUAGAAUAAUCUAAUUUGUUAGUUUUUUAAUUAUUUCCAUUUGAAUGAUUAGGUAAUCAACUUGUGCAAUAAUGAUUGUUCAUCUCACUUUCUAACCAGAUUUUAAUAUAUGACUUGACAUGAAUGCAAGAACCUUAUUUUUGUAAAGAAAUUGAAAAAUGUUAAACAAUAUGUAUGUUAUGACACACACUGUCUGUUUGGUCCCAGGCCAUUUCUGGAUUCUGCUGCUUGUACUGUCUCUGUCUGACUCUGGACUGUAUGAUGUGUUAUUGGCCCACUAUGGAAACUCACUGGGGUCAAACCAGCCAGAGUUUAACAAGUCCAGUGCUAUUUUUCACAAUUAGUUUUUAUAUCAGGGAUGAAUAAAGACAUUUUUAACAAAUGGGA